Messenger RNA from Eublepharis macularius, 314 nucleotides. RefSeq names its product zinc finger protein 24-like. NCBI's taxonomy places the organism in Eukaryota, Metazoa, Chordata, Lepidosauria, Squamata, Eublepharidae. The transcript has a single exon. Bases 6 to 254 code for a protein of 82 amino acids. Gene Ontology annotation, biological process: regulation of transcription by RNA polymerase II. Gene Ontology annotation, molecular function: DNA-binding transcription factor activity, RNA polymerase II-specific; RNA polymerase II cis-regulatory region sequence-specific DNA binding. The record is from RefSeq and is a predicted model, not a curated record.
AAUGUAUGGCGUGUGGAAAGAGCUGUGCUCAGAGCUCUCACCUUACUGUCCAUCGACGAAUCCACACAGGAGAGAAACCAUAUAAAUGUGUGGAGUGUGGGAAGAUCUUUGCUGACAAGAAUGUACUUACUGUCCAUCAGCGAAUCCACACAGGGGAUAAACCAUAUAAAUGCACAGAGUGUGGGAAGAGCUUUGUUCGGAAUGCAUUCCUUACUGCCCAUCGACGAAUUUGUCAGGUCCAGUAUAUAUCUUAACUAUACUGACUCCAUUUUCUAAUGCUUUUAGUGUUUAAGUAUUUUCUCCUCAGGUGCACC